AAAUCCUUGUGCAGGGGGCAGAAGACUUCAAACUAAUUAAGAAAAGUAUUUCAUAUUUUUUUAAGGUAUCAAAAAUAAUAGACGUUUGUAUGCCUUGUAAUGCCAGUAUAUAGAUUUAGAAAAGAACCAAAACAUCACAUGGAAUAAUACUGUUACCUCUCAGUGGUAUGCUCCUGGUAUGCCCCUUGCUGGUAUACCCCUUGCUGGCAGAAUCAACAACACAGAGGUUUACAGCCUGACUUUGAUUUGUACUGAAAACACGGGAUAUCUACUUAUCCCACUGUCAAAUUGAUUCUUCAAAUAUAGGAGCUAUUUAACUUUGCUGAAAUGUGAUAGGAGGGGAAACUGGUACUUGCCAGCAGUGCUCUCCAGCUUCCUUCCCCAGAACAUCUGAGACAACAGGAAAAGGCAACAAGGAGAUUUGAGGAAAAUACUUAAAGGAAUGAAGGAGUUAUCCUCCAGGGAGGCGCCAAGGCUGGCUGCCCAGGUGAAGUGCCUCUGCACCAACACACACAGCUUGGGAAACAAACAGGAGGAGUUGGAAGGCACUGUGCUGCUAGAAAACCGUGACGUGGUUGCUGUCACUGAAGCCUAGUGGGAUUGUUCCCAAGACAGGAGUGUAGCUGUCAACACUUAGAAGUUGUUCAGAAGGAACUGGCAUGGAAGGAGGGGAGGAAGCAUUGCCCUCUACAUCAAGGAAGGAAUAGUGUGAAGAGUUGUCCCAGAAGAAUGGCCACAAGCAAAUCGAAAAUCUAUGCUUAAGUUAGAGACUGAGGCAGCAAAGGAAAUCCUGUAGUUGGAGUCUGCUACAGGCUGCCUGAUCAUGCAGAGCCUGUUGAUGAUGCCUUCUUUUUCAAAAUACAAGAGACAUCACAAUUGCAGGCUCUUAUCCUGCUGGGGGGCUUCAACCAUCCUGACAUCUGCUGGAAAAGUAGCAUGGUGAGCUGUUGGCAGUCCACCUGGAUCGUGGCAGUCCCCACUAUCGAGAAGCUAGGGGAUGAAAGGAUAGAGCACAGCCCUUCUGAAAUGGACUUGGGGUACUGGUGGAAUGGUAAGCUGGACUUGAGACAGCAAUGUGCCCUCGUGAGCCCGAAAGCCAGUUGGAUCCUGAGCUGCAACAAAAGAAGCAUGGUCAGCCCACCAAGGGAGGUGAUCCUGCCCCUCUACUCUGUGGUGUUGAGACCUCACCUGGAGUACUGCAUCCAGAUGUGGAGUCCUCAGUGUAGAAGAGACAUAGACCUGUUAGACCACAUCCGGAGGAGGCCCACAAAAAUGAUCAAAGUGCCUAUUUUUAUAAAGAUAACAAAACAAGUCUCUUACCUGUGAGAUAGAGGUCAGCUUCCAUUCCCUUCAGGACACUGCUCCCAGAACCAGCACACAGAGCAGCUUUCUUCACUGGAGAAUCUGCAGGAUACAAGCCUCACCGAGUCCUUUGGACAGCCAGUUGUUGACUCCAUGCGGUACGGCAUCGUACGCUGUGUGUGGCGUUUGCGGUAUAUCCAUCAACCUCAGCUUUUUGAUGAGCAGGCAUGGCUGUCACGCUGCACACUGAUGUAGGAGACAUUAAAAUUGAACUGUUCUGUGAGCGAACGCCAAAAACAUGUGAAAAUUUCCUGGCUCUUUGUGCUAGUAACUACUACAACGGCUGUGUGUUUCACCGGAAUAUAAAGGGCUUCAUGGUUCAGACGGGGGAUCCAUUAGGCACUGGGAAAGGAGGAACCAGCAUCUGGGGCAAGAAGUUUGAAGAUGAAUUCAGUGAAUACCUAAAGCAUAGUGUCCGUGGGGUGGUUUCAAUGGCAAACAAUGGUCCAAAUACCAAUGGGUCGCAGUUCUUCAUCACUUAUGGCAAGCAACCACACCUGGAUAUGAAGUACACUGUUUUUGGGAAUAAAUGUUCAGAAACCAAAUCCAUAAAUGACCGGGAGCACCACAAGCGGAGGCGCUAUGUGGAGGAGUACAGGACUGAGCACACACAGGGCUGUGACAGCGGGCAGCAGCACCGCGAGCACAAGAGCGCCCACCGCCAACACGGCAGCAGGUCCUUGGGCCGCAGCGGGAAGGGCAGCUACAAGCAGUUGCACAGGACGCAGCACAGCGCCUGCCACCACCACCAUCACUCACAGAGGAGUCUUCGAAGGAAAAGAUCCAGGAGUGUAGAGGAUGAUGAGGAGGGUCACCUGAUCUGUCAGAGUGGAGACGUACUAAGUGCAAGAUAUGAGAUUGUUGCUACUUUGGGUGAAGGAGCUUUUGGAAAAGUGGUGGAAUGCAUUGAUCACAAAGCGGGAGGUAGACAUGUAGCUGUGAAAAUAGUAAAAAAUGUGGAUAGGUACUCUGACGCAGCACGUUCAGAAGUACAAGUCUUGGAACAUUUAAAUGCAUCAGACCCCAGCAAUACGUAUCGCUGUGUCCAGAUGUUGGAAUGGUUUGAGCAUCACGGCCAUGUCUGCAUUGUUUUUGAGUUACUGGGACUCAGUACUUACGACUUUAUUAAAGAGAAUGGCUUUUUGCCAUUUAGGUUGGACCAAAUUAGACAAAUGGCAUAUCAGAUUUGCAAAUCUGUGAACUUUUUACAUUUGAACAAACUGACACAUACGGAUCUGAAACCGGAAAACAUUUUAUUCGUCCAUUCUGAUUAUGUAGAAGAAUAUAACCCCAGACUGAAACGUGAUGAGCGCACACUAAAAAAUCCAGACAUCAAAGUGGUGGAUUUCGGGAGCGCAACAUACGAUGACGAACACCACAGCACUCUGGUGUCUACAAGACAUUACAGGGCUCCUGAAGUUAUUUUAGCACUGGGAUGGGCACAGCCAUGUGAUGUUUGGAGCAUCGGCUGUAUUCUCAUAGAAUACUACCUUGGCUUCACGGUAUUUCCGACUCAUGACAGCAAAGAGCACCUGGCAAUGAUGGAACGGAUACUGGGGCCUUUGCCUAAUCACAUGAUACAGAAAACCAGGAAACGGAAAUAUUUCCAUCGGGACCAGCUGGACUGGGACGAGCACAGUUCUGCAGGCAGAUAUGUUGCAAGGCGCUGCAAACCACUGAAGGAAUUCAUGACAUGCAGGGAUGCUGACCACGAGAACCUGUUUGACCUCAUUCAAAAAAUGUUGGAGUAUGAUCCAGCUAAACGUAUUACACUUGAAGAAGCACUAAAACAUCCUUUCUUCUUCCCCUUGAAAAAAGAGAAAAGGAAGCUGUCGCCUGUAGCAGAGCAGUCCUGUCCAGAUGCUAUUAGCCCACCAAAGAAAUAUAGGAGAUUUUAAGUAAUAAAUUAUUAUGUAUAGUUCUUCUUUGUAAAUGUCUUAUUUUGUAUUGUGACUCUUUUGGAUUGAUGCAGCUGCUGAAAUAAAAGUUAUUUAAGAAAAAAA
Molecule: messenger RNA, 3365 nt
Organism: Centrocercus urophasianus (Greater sage-grouse)
Lineage: Eukaryota; Metazoa; Chordata; Aves; Galliformes; Phasianidae
Product: peptidyl-prolyl cis-trans isomerase-like 3
Exons: 19
Coding region: 1530-3260 (576 amino acids)
Biological process (GO): regulation of RNA splicing; protein peptidyl-prolyl isomerization; protein phosphorylation
Cellular component (GO): catalytic step 2 spliceosome; nucleus
Molecular function (GO): peptidyl-prolyl cis-trans isomerase activity; protein tyrosine kinase activity; ATP binding
Source: RefSeq, a predicted model, not a curated record